This is a messenger RNA of Emericellopsis atlantica, 1128 nucleotides long. RefSeq names its product putative COPII-coated vesicle protein. Lineage: Eukaryota; Fungi; Ascomycota; Sordariomycetes; Hypocreales; Bionectriaceae. Gene Ontology annotation, biological process: endoplasmic reticulum to Golgi vesicle-mediated transport; retrograde vesicle-mediated transport, Golgi to endoplasmic reticulum. The transcript has 2 exons. Gene Ontology annotation, cellular component: COPII-coated ER to Golgi transport vesicle; endoplasmic reticulum; Golgi membrane. The coding region runs from base 1 to 1128 and encodes 375 amino acids. The record is from RefSeq and is a predicted model, not a curated record.
AUGGACGGUUAUAACGAGAAGCGUCUCGAUGAAGAUGCCUUUGGCGCCAAGGGGAGCAUCGUCAGCGCUUUUGACGCCUUCCCCAAGAGCAAACCUCAGUAUGUCACUCGCACAUCCGACGGCGGGAAAUGGACCGUCGCCAUGAUGGUCUUCUCCAUCCUCUUCGUCUGGGCCGAGGCCUCGCGGUGGUGGAACGGCUAUGAAAGCCACAACUUUGCGGUCGAGAAGGGCGUCAGCCACCAGAUGCAGGUCAACCUCGAUAUUGUCGUCAAGAUGCAGUGCGCCGACCUCCAUGUCAACGUGCAGGACGCGGCGGGCGACCUUAUCCUGGCAGCCAGCAAGCUGCAGAAAGACCGGACGACGUGGGCCCAGUGGGUGGACGGCGAGGGCGUGCACAAGCUCGGCCGCGACGCGCACGGCAGGGUCAACACCGGCGCGGGGUGGAAGAACCUGGUGCACGACGACGGCUUUGGCGAGGAGCACGUCCACGACAUUGUGCGCCUGGGCAAGAAGAGGGCCAAAUGGGCCAAGACGCCCCGUGUCAAGGGACGCGCGGACAGCUGCCGACUGUACGGGUCCCUGGACCUGAACAAGGUGCAGGGCGAUUUCCACAUCACGGCCCGUGGGCACGGCUACAUGGACAUGGGCGAACAGACGCAUCUCGACCAUGGCAGCUUCAACUUCAGCCACAUCGUCUCGGAACUGAGCUACGGCCCAUUCUACCCGUCCCUGGUGAACCCGCUCGACAGGACGGUCAACACCGCCGAGACAAACUUCCACAAGUUCCAGUACAUGCUGAGCUUGGUGCCGACAGAGUACACGCACGGCAGCCACAAGAUCACGACGAACCAGUACGCCGUCACGGAGCAGAGCAAGCCCGUCAGGGACCGUAGCAUCCCCGGCAUCUUCUUCAAGUACGACAUUGAGCCCAUCACGCUGGCCGUCCGGGAAGACCGCGACAGCUUCCUGCGGUUCCUGAUCAGGAUCAUCAACGUCGUCAGCGGUGUCCUGGUGGCUGGCCACUGGGGCUUCACCUUGAGCGACUGGGUGAAGGAUGUCAUUGGGAGGAAAAGACGCAGCGGUGGCGGUACCGGCUUCAUUGGCACAAAGGGUGAUUACGACGACUAG